AUGUCGACAAGCCCCCCACACCAGGCCGACCCGUGGUCUAGUAAACGACUACAAUACCGCGCUGUUCGCCCCAGCGACAUAUCUGUCUUCCACGCCAUAAGCGCCGAUUACUCUGGCUUCGCAAACAGUAACUUCAACAACAUCAAGCUGCCAAGCACCUCCGAUUCAGAAUCUUUCAUGAAAGGUUUGCUUGACGACUGCCUUCUGGGUGCCAUCAUCUGGCUACCCCACCCAAUAGAAAUAAGCUCAAUGAGUGACGAGGAAAGGGAAAAGGAAUUUGCGCGUAGAAGGAAGACUGGUGAAGUCGUGGACGAGCAAUUUGGUACCGCUGUCGGUGAGAUUCAUUUGAGUGCGUUGCCAAUGCAUAAACAGCAUCACCGGAACACUGAGAUUGGACUUGAUAUCUUGCCAAAAUAUCAAGGCAAAGGGUAUGGCUCUGAGGCUAUCUAUUGGGCACUUAAUUAUGCCUUUAGACGAGCAGGUCUGCAUCGAGUUAAAGUUCGAGCGUUCACCUACAACGAAGGUGCUGUUCGGUUGUAUGAGAAGUUGGGAUUUAUGGUUGAGGGGAGGGAGAGGGAGUGCGUGUGGCAUGAGGGACGGUGGUGGGAUGUCGUAACAUUGGGUAUGCUGGAGGGAGAAUGGCAGAGAUUUCGCGACUGA
This is a messenger RNA of Alternaria atra, 660 nucleotides long. RefSeq lists its product as uncharacterized. NCBI's taxonomy places the organism in Eukaryota, Fungi, Ascomycota, Dothideomycetes, Pleosporales, Pleosporaceae. The transcript has a single exon. The record is from RefSeq and is a predicted model, not a curated record. Bases 1 to 660 code for a protein of 219 amino acids. Gene Ontology annotation, molecular function: acyltransferase activity, transferring groups other than amino-acyl groups.